Molecule: messenger RNA, 2765 nt
Organism: Pongo pygmaeus (Bornean orangutan)
Lineage: Eukaryota; Metazoa; Chordata; Mammalia; Primates; Hominidae
Gene: PPM1E
Product: protein phosphatase, Mg2+/Mn2+ dependent 1E
Exons: 7
Coding region: 247-2559 (770 amino acids)
Biological process (GO): protein dephosphorylation; negative regulation of protein kinase activity
Cellular component (GO): nucleus
Molecular function (GO): cation binding; protein serine/threonine phosphatase activity
Source: RefSeq, a predicted model, not a curated record
CGCGCCCGCCACCAACUUUCCCUCCAGAUCCGAGAGGGGCGGCGCGCUCCGCCCCCGGGCCGCGCACGUCGGUGCUCGGCGGCGCGCACGCCUGCGGGAGCCCUCUCCAGGCAACCUAGUGCUGAUUGCUCGUGCCGGUGCGGCUGUUAACCGCCCUUGCGGGAGCCCUAGGCUCAAAAGCAGCCCCUUACCCUUCCAGGGCUUCCCCCAACCCCUUUCCCGGUCUGCCCUGGGGCAUGAGCAGCGAUGGCCGGCUGCAUCCCUGAGGAGAAAACUUACCGGCGCUUCCUGGAGCUAUUCCUGGGCGAGUUUCGCGGACCGUGCGGCGGCGGCGAGCCGGAGCCGGAACCCGAACCCGAACCCGAACCCGAACCCGAACCCGAACCGGAACCCGAGUCCGAGCCCGAGCCCGAGCCCGAACCUGAACUGGUAGAAGCUGAGGCGGCCGAGGCUUCGGUAGAGGAGCCCGGGGAGGAGGCGGCCACGGUAGCCGCGACGGAGGAGGGGGACCAGGAGCAAGACCCGGAUCCCGAGGAGGAGCCGGUGGAAGAGGAGGAGGUGGCGGCGGUUGAGGGUGAGGAGGUGGAGGAGGCGGCGGCGACCGCGGCGGCAGCCCCGCGGCACUCGGCCGUGCCGCCGCCGCAGCCCCAGCUGCCGCCUUUGCCCCCGCUCCUGCGACCGCUGUCAGAGCGCAUCACCCGCGAGGAGGUGGAGGGCGAAAGCCUGGACCUGUGCCUGCAGCAGCUCUACAAAUAUAAUUGCCCUUCCUUUUUGGCUGCUGCUUUAGCCAGAGCCACAUCAGAUGAAGUCCUUCAGAGUGAUCUUUCUGCACAUUAUAUCCCAAAGGAAACGGAUGGCACAGAAGGGACUGUGGAGAUUGAGACAGUGAAAUUGGCCCGUUCUGUCUUCAGCAAACUGCACGAGAUUUGCUGCAGCUGGGUGAAAGACUUCCCCCUCCGCAGGAGACCCCAGCUUUAUUAUGAGACAUCAAUCCAUGCCAUCAAAAACAUGCGCAGGAAAAUGGAGGACAAACAUGUCUGCAUUCCUGACUUUAAUAUGCUCUUCAACCUAGAGGACCAGGAAGAACAAGCUUACUUUGCAGUGUUUGAUGGCCAUGGGGGAGUAGAUGCUGCUAUUUAUGCCUCCAUUCACCUCCACGUUAACUUAGUCCGCCAGGAGAUGUUCCCCCAUGAUCCUGCUGAGGCCCUGUGCAGGGCCUUCCGGGUCACUGAUGAGCGGUUUGUGCAGAAAGCAGCCAGGGAGAGCUUAAGAUGUGGGACCACAGGAGUGGUGACUUUCAUCAGAGGCAACAUGCUACAUGUGGCCUGGGUGGGUGAUUCCCAGGUUAUGCUUGUGAGAAAGGGCCAAGCUGUUGAACUAAUGAAGCCACACAAACCAGACAGAGAGGAUGAAAAGCAGAGAAUUGAGGCCCUUGGAGGUUGCGUAGUCUGGUUUGGUGCCUGGAGGGUGAAUGGAAGUCUGUCGGUCUCCAGAGCUAUUGGAGAUGCUGAACAUAAGCCAUAUAUCUGUGGGGAUGCAGAUUCUGCCUCCACUAUUCUGGAUGGGACCGAAGACUACCUCAUUCUGGCCUGUGAUGGCUUCUAUGACACCGUGAACCCUGAUGAGGCAGUGAAAGUUGUGUCCGACCACCUGAAAGAGAAUAACGGAGACAGCAGCAUGGUUGCCCACAAAUUAGUGGCAUCAGCUCGUGAUGCUGGGUCAAGUGAUAACAUCACGGUUAUUGUGGUAUUCCUGAGGGACAUGAACAAAGCUGUAAAUGUUAGUGAGGAAUCAGAUUGGACAGAGAACUCUUUUCAAGGAGGGCAAGAAGAUGGUGGGGAUGAUAAGGAGAAUCAUGGAGAGUGCAAACGCCCUUGGCCUCAGCACCAGUGCUCAGCACCAGCCGACCUAGGCUAUGAUGGGCGUGUGGAUUCAUUCACUGAUAGAACUAGCCUGAGCCCAGGGUCCCAAAUCAACGUGCUGGAAGACCCAGGCUACCUAGAUCUCACACAAAUAGAAGCAAGCAAACCUCACAGUGCCCAGUUUUUGCUACCAGUUGAGAUGUUUGGUCCAGGUGCACCAAAGAAAGCAAAUCUUAUUAAUGAGUUAAUGAUGGAGAAAAAAUCAGUUCAGUCAUCAUUGCCUGAAUGGAGUGGUGCUGGAGAGUUUCCCACUGCUUUCAAUUUGGGUUCAACAGGGGAGCAGAUAUACAUAAUGGAGAGCUUGUCUCCUGUCUGUUCAGGGUUGGAAAAUGAACAGUUCAAAUCCCCGGGAAACAGAGUUUCUAGAUUGUCUCAUUUGCGCCACCACUACUCAAAGAAGUGGCACAGAUUCAGGUUUAAUCCAAAGUUUUAUUCAUUUCUCUCUGCUCAAGAGCCUUCCCACAAAACAGGCACUAGCCUGUCCUCACUUACUGGAAGUGGGAAGAGAAAUAGGAUAAGAAGUUCUCUGCCAUGGAGGCAAAAUAGUUGGAAAGGGUACAGUGAAAACAUGAGGAAGCUCAGAAAGACUCAUGAUAUUCCAUGCCCAGAUCUUCCUUGGAGCUAUAAAAUAGAAUAAUUUUUCUUUCAAGUAGGUUAGCUAGCUCUCCCCCAAUAAAAAUACCACUAUCAGAGUAGAAACAAGGUAGACAUUUCUAAAACAUAUGUGCUUCAUUAUGAAUCCAUGGAUGGCUCAAUUCUUAAAUGUAAAUAGAUCUCUAGGAAACUCAAAGUACAGUGUUUUCAAUCUAAAAAGAAGUAUUGGCAGUUUCACUUGCAAAAUUA